ACAAACACUUUACCUCUUAUUUGCCUUUCAUUUAACAGGGAAUGGAAUUAAAGGGGCAAAUGAUUCACUGCCCCGAAACACAUUGUCUGCUCUUUUUGGGCUCACCUAUCGUUAAAGGUCUACAAUCCAUGACCAGCAGAGGACUCUAUAUAUCCGAUAUACCCAUUCAUGACGCCACCCGAGACCUAAUACUGAUUGAAGAGCAGUCUCGGGCUCAGGAGAGUCUGAAGCGACGAAUGGAUAAACUGAAGAAUACGAUACAGUCGGCCAAUCAGGCCGUGGAGAUCGAGCGCAAGAAGAACGUGGAUCUCCUGAACCUCAUAUUCCCGGCAAAUGUG
Oppiella nova is the source of this 338-nucleotide messenger RNA. The record is from the annotation of a GenBank genome assembly. Lineage: Eukaryota; Metazoa; Arthropoda; Arachnida; Sarcoptiformes; Oppiidae.